Molecule: messenger RNA, 522 nt
Organism: Impatiens glandulifera
Lineage: Eukaryota; Viridiplantae; Streptophyta; Magnoliopsida; Ericales; Balsaminaceae
Exons: 2
Coding region: 41-385 (114 amino acids)
Source: RefSeq, a predicted model, not a curated record
UUUUCUCUUCUUCUGACCACAUACAUAACUAGACUAGCAAAUGUUGAUGAGAGUUGGUUCCAGCCACAUACAUACUUAUCUUCUUCAUGGGAAGAUCAAAAGUGCUAGAAAAUCAACUGAAGCUCGAAGAAGAGAACCAAUUGAAGAUUCUGGAGGAGGCCAGUUUCGACCCAGUUUUCAACUCAAAGUCCCCAACAUAAUUCUUGCUCGUUCGGGGAUUGCUGUAUUUGGAUUGGGAUUUCUUGAUGCAGGGUACAGUGGAGAUUGGUCAAGAAUCGAAGUGAUAUCCAAGGAAAAUGAGGAGCUUUUGAAGCUUGCAGCUUUUGUUAUCAUCCCUUUGUGUUUGGUCCUAAUUUUUUCAUUCUCGCAGAAGGAUGAAGAUUGAAUUAAUUAGCUAUCAACAUUUCCAUUAGUGAUUGUGGAGUGUGUACAAGUUUUUAUCUUGUUUAGUCAAAUUUACUUCUUUUUUUAUUUAAAAAUAAUAUAUUAAAAUAAAUGAAUGAAGAUGUUUAAACUUUUUUA